This is a messenger RNA of Clarias gariepinus (North African catfish), 1831 nucleotides long. Its product is annotated as myelin-associated glycoprotein-like. NCBI's taxonomy places the organism in Eukaryota, Metazoa, Chordata, Actinopteri, Siluriformes, Clariidae. The transcript has 10 exons. The record is from RefSeq and is a predicted model, not a curated record. Bases 27 to 1808 code for a protein of 593 amino acids.
CUGAACAUUUGAAAACCUUCAGAGAGAUGAAUGCAGCAGGGAAACUCACCAUCAUCUUUUGUCUGUUUCAAGCUGUUUUGUGUACAGAAUUCUCCGUUAGUCUACCAGAGAGUGUAGAAGCUCUGAGAGGAUUCUGUGUUCUCAUACCCUGCAGCUUUGAGAUUAAAGAACAAUAUGAUGCACAGCUCAAGGGAGAUCCUACAGGAGUCUGGUUAAAAAACAGCCCUGACCAUGAAAAAAAAACAGUCUUUAACUCUAAAAUCCCUGGACAGAACAAGAUUAAAGGUGAAAUUAUAGGAGACCUCCACAUGAAGAACUGCACCACCAUCUUCUACAACAUCAGUGAGAGUGACAGAGGAGUUUAUUACUUUAGAAUAGAAACUCCAGGAUCCCUGAAAUACACUUAUACUCCUACAUCAGUAUCUGUAAGAGUGCAAGACUCUCCAAUCAGCCCCUCAAUAAGACUGUAUAAGAAGGAUCAGGGGGAGGUGGAGGACCAAAAUGAGGUGGUGGAGGGAAUUUCAGUGAGGAUCAUCUGCUCUGCUCCAUCUCCUCCAUGUCUCUUAAACCCUCCCAAUUUUAUAUGGAACUUCCUGCCUGAGGAGAGAAGACAGAAGCAAAACCACAACACCAGCUUCAGCUCAUCUCACCUGAACUUCAACGCUACUCACCUGCAUCAUGGACAGGAUUUCACCUGCACUGCCAACUACUGGCUCCAGAACAAAACUAUAUCAUUACAGAACUCUCUUACACUCCAUGUUCUGUAUGGUCCUAGAAACACAUCAGUAUCAGCAUCUCCAUCUUCUUUAGUGGUUUUGGGCAGUUCAGUGUCUCUGAGUUGCAGCAGUGAUGCAAACCCAGUAGUGCUGAACUACACCUGGUACAGAGAGAACGGAGAGCAGAUAGGAACCGGAAACCAUUUCACCAUCAACACCACUGAUUCUACACACAGUGGUUUAUACUACUGUAGAGCUCAAAACCAGUACGGAGAUCACAACUCAUCUGUCUACCUGGAUGUACAGUAUGGUCCUCAGAUCGUUGCCUCCUCCAGCUGUAACAUCACUCAAGAUUUGAUUAUGUGUUCCUGUGAAGUUCAUGGAAAUCCAUCUCCUAAACUGGAAUGGCAUCUCUCUAGUCAAAUUACCUCAACAACCAGGGAUGAGUCUGUAAACAACACAACUUCAAGAAGCUUUAUCUCCAUCCAUCAAUCAUUAAUGAACAUGCUUACUGUGCAGUGUGUUGGCUCUAAUAAGCUGGGAAUUGACACACAGCUCUUCUACUUUAAGGAACUCACUCAUCACUCUUCUAAAGGUGUGGAUAUCUUCUCCAUGCUGAUCGGUGCUGCUGCUGGAGCUUCAGUAAUGAUGAUGCUGUGUGGUGUAUUCCUGUAUGUUAGGAAAGUAACUUCCUCCCAGUCUAGACAAGGAGACACAGCAGGGCUUGUUUUAAAUGACAGGAGUGCUCAACAGGUAAAAGAAGAAGAGUCCGUGUAUGCAAACAACCCGGUUUCAUCAGAGUUGCUUCAUUACUCCACUGUUAUGUUUCCAAGCAUUGCAGGAAGAGAUAUCAAAGGCGUGUCCUCUCUCACUGCUGACUAUGCUACUGUGCAUCAUGGCUACAAACAACAAAAUAAGGAAGGAAUUACAGAAUCUAAGACUAAAGACAGAGCUACGGAGCAGCCCGAACACUCAGAUGGAGCUGAAGUCCUUUAUGCACAAGUUAAAUCUUAUAAACAGACGGUCCAAUCAUCACCUCUCUCCAAGCUGUUUGGUGUAGAGAAUUCUCCAUCAGUCUACCAGAAAGUGUAGAAGCUCUGAGAGGACUCUGUGUU